CAGCGCCGUCUCCCACAGCGAUGGCUGUCCGAGGUCUGCAGCUGGCCGGAUCCCGGUGAAGGGAAGCUCUCGGAGCGGGCUGCGCCGUCGCAGGAUAAGGGGCAGGCUGAGCGGGGAAGGACGCGUCUGGGCCAUGGGCUGCAAGCCCGGCGGUGCCUUCCAGGGAGAGGCCGGUGGAGGCUGUGCGGAGCGGGGAGUGCAGUGAAGGCGGUGGGAUGUGGCAGCCAGCCAGCCGGGCUGGGUCCGGGUCCGGGUCCGGGCCCGGGCCCGGGCUCGGGCUCGGCGGCAGGAGCGAGGAGAUCGGAGAGUUGAUCGAACAUUUCUCCAAACAUCAAUACCGGGCCAAGGAGGCCAAUCCCAAGGUGGAAAAGAUUGAGAAUCGUUGCCUUGAAUUGUUCAGGAGGGACUAUGUUUUCAGUGUGAUUCUGAAUCCAAAUGGAGAGCUUUGCGGACAUUAUCCCCGCCAAAUCAUCAUUAUGGAAUAUGAAAGUACGGAGGGUGACAAGGACAGGUUUGAGAGCACAGUUCAGACAAGCAAACUGCAGGAUUUUGUGAGCCGUAGCAAGAUGGCAAGAUGUCGUAGUCGCUUUGUCUGCCCAGUCAUCUUGUACCAUGGAAAGCAUAUAUGUCGGUCAGCAACCCUGGCUGGAUGGGGGGAGUUGUAUGGGCGCAGUGGAUACAACUACUUAUUCUCAGGAGGAUCUGAUGAUGCAGGAGCAGAGUCUGAUGAAGUGCCUGAUGAUUUUGCAGUACGGAAUGGUGAUUCACAGUUGUUUGAUAAAGUCAGGGGUCAUGAUAUAAAACUGCUGCGCUAUCUUUCUGUUCGUUACAUCUGUGAUCUGAUGGUAGAGAAGAAGAAAGUUAAGUUUGGGCUGAAUGUGACCUCAUCUGAGAAGGUGGACAAAGCUCAAAGAUAUGCAGAUUUCACUUUGUUAUCUAUACCAUACCCAGGUUGUGAAUUUUUUAAGGACUACAAGGAUCGUGAUUACACAGCUGAAGGGCUGGUGUUCAACUGGAACCAGGAUUUUGUCGAUGCACCGUUGAAUAUACCUCCUUCACUGACUGAAAAUCUGAAUAUUGACUGGAGGAAAUAUCAGUCUUGGGAUCUUGUUCAACAAACCCAGAAUUACCUGAAGCUGCUUAUUCAUACAAUAAAUCGAGAUGAAGACAGUGGUUUGUUAGUGCACUGUAUUUCUGGCUGGGAUCGAACUCCACUCUUUAUCUCUCUCCUUCGUUUGUCACUGUGGGCUGAUGGACUUGUUCACACUUGCUUGGAGCCUGUGGAAAUCCUUUAUCUAACCAUUGCUUACGAUUGGUUCCUUUUUGGGCAUAUGUUGUCCGAUAGACUAAGCAAGGGAGAGGAGAUUUUCUUCUUCUGCUUCAAUUUUUUGAAGCACAUCACCUCAGAAGAAUUCUCUGCAAUAAAGAAACCCAGAAGAAAGGCCGCGCAUUGUAAAGAAGCUCAGUUCCCUAUGGAAGAUCUCUGUCUGCUAGCGCAUACAGACCGAGGAAGUACCACCAGCCUGAGCAGCGAUUUCUCAAUCAUCAUGGAGGAGUCUCCCACUACUACAGGGACUUUCAAUUAUGAAGCAUUGGAAAUGACAGCAGGCCCAGCAACACAGGUUGCUUGGAGAAAAGGCCGAACGUCGUCACCACAGACUGUUAUGUGGAAUAAACCUUACCUGCCUAACCAACUAGAGGAUCGGUUCUUACAACAUGGUAUACCUGAAGCUAGGUCAUCGUUCUACCAAUCAGAAAAUAACUUCAGAACAGGAAGUAGCAGCCCCUUGGCUGUUCCUGAAAGAAGCUCCACAGAGUAUUCCCAAUCUUCAUCCUCUUCCACGGAUUAUGGCAGCUGGCAGAUCGUGUCUGGCUGUGGCAGUAUUCAUGACCAGGCUGUAGUUACCAAUGACUCACCCCUCCCCUUCAGUGUACAAGAUGAUGGAGCCAAUGGAAGACUCUAUCAGCACAUCUCAGAACGCAGGGCCAAGUUGGAGGAAGUCAGAGCCAUAUUUUUGUCUGCAUACAGUGCAACUGUGGGCCUCCGAUCUGUAUCGUCCAGUCCGUCGUCAUCCAUUGGUGGACUUCUGGAACAGUUUGCACGUGGAGUUGGGCUGAGAGGCACAAACAGCAUUGUCUGACAUAGCUGACUUUUAUUUUUUUUCUUACAAACAAAGUAUGGAUCACUGGUGCAGAUAGUGACUGUGACAAUGCCAAAGAUGGACUUGUGAAUUUGUUUUUCAACUUGAUAAUAUAUUUCAUUUUUUGACCUUAGAUAGUAUUUAGGUAUUUGUGUUUCUUCUCCAGUUCAUUUCUCCGCCUUCCAGAAAUAGUCUCUGUCCCCCAUCUCACUUCUAUUCCACAAAUAUCCAAAUAUUGGUGAAAGGAAGUAAAAAUAAAACAAAUUCAGCCUUUGGUACAGGACUACUUAUUCAUGAAUUUUUUUUGCCUCCUCUCAUUUAUAUUGGAAAAACUUGUCACAACUAUUACUUUCAAGUUGGAAAUCCCAUAUUAUGAAGCAAUUGGAAGUAGUGGUGAACACAUCCAGUGAAAUUUUUAAAUCUUUUUUAAAAAUUGCCAUCAUUGUUAACAUACUCCAGUCUAUGAUCACCUUCCUUCUCAGGCUGCUUUUCAAGAUGGUUAGGUGUGAUGAAAUUAGGUCUUUUAAUUAAGGAGCUAGUUUGCAAUAGAGUUGUUUCUUAAAAAAAAUUAGCAAAAUUUCAGCAUGGUUGAUUUCUUCCUUACAGGUGUGGGUCUUAUUGUGGUGUACUCUUGUUAAUAUAGUGGGAUAAUGUGUUUGGCAUAGUCGUCAAUCCUAAUUACGCUAACUUAUAGAAUGGUGGGAGCAAGAGAUGGUCUAAUCAAAUCUGAGAGAAUUAAAUUGAGAAGCAACUAGCUCAAGCAACUUGAGUGGCCACAAAGGCAAGUUACCUGGUAAGUACAGGAACUAACCACUGCUGUGUUUUUUUUUCAUACGUUAACUACUGCCGCUAAUAAAACUGUCAGUAGAAAAUGAUUUGGCUUCAGUAAGGUUCUGCUAGCUUCUAACAACUUAUUCAACAAAUGAAUAAUGUUUGUCAAUUUAAGAAAGAAUACAAUAGUAAGAUGGUAUGUUGUCAUUAGCAGAUCUAAUUUAAUUCAGCGUUAGACUUAUUUUCUAAAGAUUUAAGAUUGUUUCUAUUUUUUUAAUACUGCAUUUAACCUGCUUGAGAAACUUGGAUAAUAUUUUUGUAACACUUUUCUUUAAAAAUAUUUAUUUUAAGCAUCUAUGUUUCCUCUUAAAAUGUAAUUGUUCUUCUCUGGGUUCCUGCUAUUCACAUUUUACAACUUUUUUAUUUUGUUGCCAUUGAAGAUUAAGUGAAGAGAGAUCUGUGUUGCAGCACUUGAAUUGCAAAUCUUGGAGUUUAAAUUUCAUGCUUCAGCUCUUUAUAGGAUGGAGACGAUUCAGUGGUUAAAUGACCUUAAUGUUUCGGUCAAGCUGUUGACUCUUAGAUCAGCAUUGAAGACUUUAACAUGGAAGAGCAUAAGAAAGGUCAAGGAUGAGGAAAGAUUAUAGUCCAUCAAAGUUCACUCCUCCAAUGCCACAAUUCUCCCAUUAUGUCCAGUUGCAUUUUGAAUGCCUAAUUUUGUUGCCUAACCUAGGCAGCAAACCUAUCCUAACAUUUUGCACUGAAUAAAGAAUAGCAACCGAGUAAUUGUUCCAAACUUUGGAUUUCACUAAUUUAAAUCCACCUCAUCGACCUCACUCAGAUGUGUUUGCCAUAUCUGUGGUAUUUUAACCUUCUUCACAGAUCCUCUCCUCCUCCUUCCGCCCCUCCACCCACCUCUAUGUUUCUGGAAUCACUUUUAGGAUUAGGUUUUUGUUUAUUCUAUAUUUUAAAAGGUGUGAGGAGGAUGCAGUAGCACUUGUUAAGAAAUAAAACAAUGUUUUGAGUGUAGAUCUCUCAAUCCUGACUGUAAAUGAAAUCGAGUAUACCUAAAAUGUUACUUGCCUUGUAUCACUUCAGCUGCUGGCCAACCUGUUGUACGUUUCCAACACUUUUUUUUAUUUCCCAUUUCCAGAGCUUAAUUUUUUUUAAAAUCCCUGCAGUUCUUUAUAUACUUUACUUCCCAGUCCACUCCUACCCUCUGUGACUGACCAUAAACAAUACGUAGUAUUGCACAUGGUAAUACUUUAUUCUUAAUAACUGUUGAUAAGACAGUUCAAACUGAUCAUGGUAAGUUGUGUUUUUUAAAAAGAAGUUAAACUGACAUUUUUAAUCAUUUGACUGUGAAUUUGAGAUUCAUCUGUUUAAGUAUGUGCAUGGCACAUUUGGAAUGUUUCUUUAAUGAUUAUACAUGAAAUUAUCGUGCCCAACAAAAGUACUCUCCAGAGACUGAUUAAAGGUCCUUACAUCUUGUGUUCAAGUUUUAGAUGGAAAGUUUAACAUGAAUGUAUCAAUCAAUACAAAGUGUAACCCUCUUGGUAGAUUAAUCAGGCAUUUUUCCAAUUAGGUGUAGCCAAUCUAAGCCCCCCCUUUUUUUUUCCCAAUUAUCCCCAACCCACCGUGUUCAAUUCUAAUACUAUUUUCUGCACGAAUAUUUGAUUGUUAACCUGCAUAGCACAUAUCUCGGUGAUUUAAGGCACUAAAUCUUUCUUGAGCAGUAGUUAUUUACUCUUUGUGCUUUCUUAUGAUAAAUGUAAAGAGUAAUCCCAGGAAAGUGCGCUAUGACAUACUCAUUGGUCUGUUUUUAAAAGAUACGUUGCUUUAUUACAAGGAAGUUUACUGUUUUCUAAUCCUUAUUUACAAUGAAAAAUGUCUGAUUUUGGAUUUGUUUGGAUAACUUGGGGACUUCAAUAAAUGCUGGAAAUCCUACAUUAGUUGCAGCAUUCCCCUCUCCCAGCCUCCCAUCCAAGUAUGUAAGAAGCAUCAGUUUUGUUUUAAAAAACUCUCAAUUAGUUAUUUAUCCAAGAUAAAUGUUCUGAAACAGUAUUUAUUCUUAAGGCAGGAUUGCACUUCAUGUCUUAAUGGUGCAGGUGAUCUCUUAAAAGAUUUGUAAUUAUGUUUUGUGGACUGAAUAUGCUUUUGGAUUUGAUGUCAGGAAUUUUGAAGACAAAGGUCUUCUGCCCACUGCCCCCCCCCCCC
Messenger RNA from Hemiscyllium ocellatum (epaulette shark), 5126 nucleotides. It is a transcript of the gene mtmr14, whose product is annotated as myotubularin related protein 14. Gene Ontology annotation, molecular function: phosphatidylinositol-3-phosphate phosphatase activity. Lineage: Eukaryota; Metazoa; Chordata; Chondrichthyes; Orectolobiformes; Hemiscylliidae. Bases 216 to 2141 code for a protein of 641 amino acids. The record is from RefSeq and is a predicted model, not a curated record. Gene Ontology annotation, biological process: dephosphorylation. The transcript has 19 exons.